This is a messenger RNA of Diatraea saccharalis (sugarcane borer), 765 nucleotides long. NCBI's taxonomy places the organism in Eukaryota, Metazoa, Arthropoda, Insecta, Lepidoptera, Crambidae. The record is from the annotation of a GenBank genome assembly.
AAACACGUUAAGUAGGUUAUUACGGCCGCUAUCAGAGAGUAAUGUAAUCCUACUAGUCUGUGAAUGUAAUGUUAUAAGAUCUUGUGGUACCUUAUUGAAAAUGCGCUAUGUAAUUUGUGGUAUUGAAAGAAAAAGAACAGCACAGAAAUCAAAACUUAAAAAUACAAGUUCCUUCUGUGUCGUCCAAACUUGAAGUACUUUAUAAUAUCCCUAUAUUGCCGUCUCGCAGCAUCUUGUCCAAUGAUGGAGACAUUAAUUAAUUUAGAUUCUUAUGAUACUUAUAAAACAGUUAUGGAAGAAAUUAUGAAAACACUACACAAAUCUGAACAAAAACAACUUAUGGGUAUAGAAUGUAAUGUUAUUGUUUCUGCAAAAAAUGAAAUAAGGAAAUUAAUCACAUCUUCUAAUUAUGACAUCAGUGAAGUGGUUAAAAAAAUUAUAAAAAAAAAUUGGGAAAGUGAAAGAACACAAUAUUUAAUAUCUAUAUUGGAGAGUAACAAGAACCACAUAUUAUACUCAAUCAUUUUAUAUCAAAAUAGUGUUUAUAAUGAUACUAUUACAAAUCACAACUGGUAUUUGAAACUUGUAUUAGGGACAAGCGAUUUGAAAGUAUUGAGAUAUCCUCUAUUACAACUAGAAUUUUCAUCAGUAAAUGCCAGCGGAUUAGAGACUCAAAGAGUGUAUGAUUUAACUAAAGAUUCAUUAUCUAAACUAAUUAAGGUGGUAGAGAAUUGUAUAGAUACAAAAUAAAAUUUGUCUCAUCAU